Messenger RNA from Closterium sp. NIES-67, 1132 nucleotides. The record is from the annotation of a GenBank genome assembly. NCBI's taxonomy places the organism in Eukaryota, Viridiplantae, Streptophyta, Zygnematophyceae, Desmidiales, Closteriaceae.
UCGUUCAAUUGUGUUACGUUGAAGUCGACUCGAAAGCUGCCUCUUUUGCGUGGUCGUGAUCGAGUGCAUCGCUGUGUUUGCGAUUGUGUCGCCGGCUUCCAAUUUCGAGAAAAGAAUAAGUAGAAAAAAGAAACGUCGCCCGUCGUCUCAUAACAACCCCGUCUCGAGUACUAUCAUCUUCCUUUGACGGCACCUAGAAGUACCAAGGAACAGCUGACUUGCUCCCAUCGUCCGCACCCGCGAAAUCACCUAAUCAAUCCCUGAUGGCGGAAUCCGCGGCACAAGGCCCCGCCAGAUCGCGGUCGAAGCACCCCCGGGAUGACAUCUGGGUGCGCGUCGAGUUCCCAGAGGAAGAUCUAUCCGACGCCAUUCGCGUCCGCGGUUCCCUGCUUGGCAUAAACGCGACGAUCCUAGACCUAAAGGAGCGACUCGCUGAGAACCUAGUCGCCUCCGGCUCGGAAACCAUCCCCAUCCACCGCGUCUUCAUUACGCUGUCGCCGCCGCCGGGGAAUGCGGAGGAGGCCCGCCAGUUGUCGGCGUCGGAUUCGCUGGACGAUCUGCCGGAGGGCGCGGGGGGGCCGAAGCGGCCGCUCAUUGCGAGAGUGCGAGGCGGAGCAGCAGCAGCAGCGGCCGCACCAGCCAAGCCCGUUCCGAAGAAGCCCCAGACGCUGUUUGAGAAGGGGUUGGCGGGAAAAGACGAGCCUCCACAGAUUCGGAAUGCACUGGACAUUCGUGAUCUCUAUCCCGGAGGGGUGCUCCCUAGAUCGGGCGUCAAGGACGAAAACAUUUUCAUAAAGCUGAUAAAGCUGGCCUUGGUGUUCGCUCUGCUGGUGGGAAUAGCAGGAGGGGCCAUGUACCUGCUGGGGGAGGUGCUUCCCAAGUACUACAGUAACAUGAACAUGCCUCCCCGAGGACCGGAUAUGUCUGGAAGGCAUACAGAGUUGUGAUGGUGGGGCAGAGUUGUAGUUGUUGGAAAUACCUCAGCCCAACAGUAGUUAAAACUUUCAAAUUGUCUUAGUUUUAGUUGGCUCUUGGGACAUGAAUUCUAGGAAUUUAUCUAGUGUGCCAUUUUUCUAGAUAGCUAAGGGGGAGCUACGCCUAAAUCUGAAUUGGGAUAGUAUGUUUGCAAUAU